CGUCGCAGUCAGUCGCAGUGGUAACACGAGCGAGAGGGUAGUUGCACGCGCCUGCCUUCGAAAGGAAAGAUCGCGGUGAAGAGAGGCGAGAACGAGAGUGUUGAGAAGAGAGCCGAGGGAGCGAGGCGGAGAGGAUUUACUUGGAGAAAGAGAAAGAAGGGAGAGCGGAAACGGAGAAGCGGACGAGGAACGCGCGCGCGCCCCUUGCAUCCGUUUUUACAGUGUUUCGGUCUCGCGCGACGGAUCGACCUCUCGGACUCGGCCGCGAGUCAGUCAGUCGGCCGGUGACAAGGCAGCCGAGCAACGCGCGACACGAAUCGUCGUUACGUCCGGUAGUCGGGGAGAGAGAGAGAGAAACAGAUCGCGACGGUGAAGAGGAGGAAGUGGAGGUGGAGAAACGAACGAACGAAAGAAUCGGUCGACGAACGAAGAACCAAGCGACUGUACGAGUAAAACGUGGGAGAGCUCUGGUGCGGCUGUACGGAAACCGCUCUUCGAACACGAACCGCACAAACCACACACGCGUUCGGCGGCGGGAAGACAGAGCAGUGGGGGAUAUCGGGAAGGCCAUUUUCGUUUGCCGGUGCGCGCGGUACGGUACGCACGACAUAAAGACACGGCCGGCGCGAAGAGGAACGUGCGACUGACUCCACUAUCGCACUCCGCGUCCGACGUUCGCGGCCCACGUUCACCGCUCCACGAGAGGGGACUGGGACUGAGAUACGCUUUUGCGAGCGGAAGAGGUAACGAUUCAUUCGAAAACCGAGCCGACGACGUCAUCAUCAUUACCUACGCGCGGUGCGUCGAAUCUCCGCGAGUUUUUUUACGCGUUCGUAUAAAGUCGUAGCGUCGCGACGCCAAGUCAUACCACGCUCGACCGUGAACCGGUGGAAAGUUUGUCACCGUCAUCAUCGUCAAGGAACCAUUUCGCCCGUUUGUUCGAUAAAAGGCGAGACGACGUGAAUACACACAGUGAACAACAUAGCGCGGACUAUAAGUGCAGUUUUCAACGAGCAUCAUCAUCAUCAUCAUCAUCCCCAUCAUCAGCACCAUCGUCGUCUAACGUCUUGUCCGGUGUCGCACGAUACGAGAAUUUGUAGUCGACCGAAAUGCCAACGAGUUUGUUCAGCGAGAUGGACCGCGGUACGAGCAGCGGCGGUGCCGUCAUCUUCGAGGAUCAUCGCACCCUUCAGCUCGCCUUCGAGCUGUCGAUGAUCGGCAUCCCGACGGAGGGCUCGACCGACGGCAACGGCAACGGCACCGCCAACGAUCGGGAUCCGCUGCAGACCGCGCCGACCGUCUUCGAGGAGGCGCGUUCCAAGAAGAGCCAGAACAUGACCGAGUGCGUGCCGGUGCCCAGCAGCGAACACGUGGCGGAGAUCGUCGGUCGACAGGGCUGCAAGAUCAAAGCCCUCCGUGCAAAGACGAACACCUAUAUCAAGACACCAGUGCGCGGUGAAGAACCCGUCUUCGUCGUCACCGGUCGCAAGGAGGACGUGGCCCGUGCGAAGCGUGAGAUUCUUUCCGCCGCGGAACACUUCUCGCAGAUUCGCGCGUCGCGCAAGAGCUCGUUGGGCGCUCUCCUGGGCGCGCCGCCCGGGCCACCCGCGUCGGUGCCCGGUCACAUAACGAUUCAGGUACGAGUGCCCUACAGAGUAGUGGGUCUGGUUGUGGGCCCUAAGGGGGCGACGAUCAAGCGAAUUCAGCAUCAGACGCAUACCUACAUCGUGACGCCAAGCCGCGACAAGGAGCCCGUAUUCGAGGUGACGGGACUACCGGAGAGCGUCGAAGCGGCUAGGCGCGAGAUACAGGCCCACAUCACCCUGCGUACCGGCACUGCACCCGGCGUCGAUGAAACCGCCGAGCUGCUGGGCGCACUCUGCCGCGGCGGUCUUGGCUCGGUUCUCGGUAUUCAAGGUAUCGAUCAACCGGGAUCUAACAGCUCCAGCAGCUCUAAUGGAGCUUUCUCGAGCAGUGGCAGCUGCAGCAGCUCGUCCAGCAGCACCGGUGGCAUGGGGAUGAACGACCUCGUCGCCAACAUUUGGAACGGCGCGCUGGAGAGGGACGAGGGAAUCGGCGAGUCGCCGUCGUUCGAGUCACAGCCGACCUCGACAUCGUCAAUCUGGUCGUUCCCGAGCGUCGCGCUACCCUCGAGGCCGUCGCCACCGGCGACGGCGAGCCCCGCGUCGCCCACGGACUCGCUUCUGGGCGGCAUACGGCGGGAUUGCGUCGUAUGCGGCGACAAGGAAGUCAACGCGGCGUUGGUACCCUGCGGACACAAUCUCUUCUGCAUGGAUUGCGGCAAUCGGGUCUGCGAGACCAAGGAUCCAAGCUGCCCGGUAUGCUCCAGACGCGUCCUGCAGGUGCUCCGUAUCUUCUCCUAAAGAGGGGCUCCGCCGAGUCGCCGCCCGUCAGUCUCCCGUGUCGCGACACCCAGCGCAGCGGUUGCACCAGCAAUUUUACCUUCUACCGCUCUGCACGAGCACGGCCGGCUAAUAACUGUUCCAGCAAGCAUGACGACAACAGUUGGAGAACAACGUUUGGCGCUCGCGACAACGACGAUGCUUGCGCGAUAAUCCUCCUGGCAGUCCUCAAAGUUGGCCUUUUUUCUUCGCUGUCAUCGCUGUCGUCGUUGUUGCCAUCGUCGUCGUCAUCAGCAUCAUCAUCCUACCAGGCCGGUGUGACGCCGUCGUCGUCAUCGUCGUCGUCGUCAGGGGACCGAACGCGCACAAAGUCUCAAUUCCACGGCUGCCAAUAAUCUCUUUUAAACGCGACGGGGAUUCGCCUCGACGUUAUCGACCCGUUCGUGGCCGAUCGUCGAGUCCGUCGAGUUCCCGCUGACCGGAUACAACGAAGCCAGCUUUUAAGUUCUACGAGAUAUAUAUUUAAAGAGACAGAGAUAGGGAUGUGGAAACACAAAACUCACCCAUCGCCAUCGUUUCCCUUUACCCUAUACUCCAUCCCUCCCCACCCCGCGUCCCCUUCCUCAUCCCUUGACGCUUGCAUAGAUUGGGCUCGCGGCUCGUCGAGUACUCUAAUAAGUCUGGAGGUAUGAGAGAGAGACGGUACGUGGGCACCAAACGAGUAACUCCCACCCGUACCGUCCGGACUAACAUGCGAGUAAAAAAAAAGCCUCUCUAUUGCCCGCAAAAAAUCGACGUUGCAAUACUUUGCGACUGAUAUUACUAGUAGCGAGACUGAUGAUUACCGAGACGCUACUCUCUUUUCUUUCCACCGGAGGCUACGGGUCCGAAGUGAAUCGAUCAAGUUGCGGACCAAUAAGCCUCAUCGCCGAACUUUUUGACUACACUCAAUACACCGCCGGUGUUUUUGCUACUUUUUAAAACUCUCUGCUCGUUCCUGAGAUCUUUCUUUGGGUCGAACGUUUUGCUGGGAACGGAGGCGGCUUGUUUUAGCAUGAAUGGAUCUUAGAGCUUUGUCGAUUUUCCUUUCGUAUAUAUAUAUAUUUUUUUAAUAAUAUGACUGAAUGAUAAAUCACGUUCAAAUCAUGUCCAAAGAGAUAACUUUCGAUAUUUUGACUGCUUCUAAGCUUCAUACGUCAUAUUCGAUCAAAGCAUGCUUACAUUCGUAUCUUCGACUGUCAAUCGUUUUAAUCGGUGAUGAACCAAGGAGAAGAUACGUAUCUAACGUUUUUUAUUUGUCUAACCUGCGAUGCUUGAUUUUUGUGCCAAAAGGGCUAGACAAAAGAAAAGAUUUUCUCGAUAAUUUCGCAACGAUAAUUGCGCACUGGACAACCUUGCGAUUCUCGCAAAAGCCUCACGUAUUUUUCUUAUUUUUUUUUUUUAGAAAAGAAAAAAACAAGCGUACAAUUGUAGUUUUGAUCUCAGCGUUCGCUCGUAGAACGCGCGUAGAAAGUGUUAAGUUCAUCGAUCCAGAAAGGGGUUUUCCGUUGCCGAGUGUACAAUUACGAACUCGACGAACCUGCGAGCUGCGGUCGCUAGUGCGACAGCGAAGAUUACCGAGAAUUAUCUACACGAGUACAUGAGUCGCAGACACAGAAAUACACGUACACAACAUACACACGUACACAUACGCAUAUACAUGCCACAUACACACUGGACACACUGAUAGAUGAUCUCGCACAGACAUCCUACACGUGAAAAAGAGAGGGAAAAGAAGAGAGGGUCACGGGCCCCUCGAUUCGCCACGAAAUCACGUAGUGAAUAUAUAGCGGACGGCGCGUUCGUUCCACCCGGCUUCCCUCGCCAUUAGAGUAUUAUCUUAAAAUGAUAUCUCUUUAUAUAAGCGAAAUAGUAAUGAAAAAAAA
Wasmannia auropunctata (little fire ant) is the source of this 4288-nucleotide messenger RNA. Its product is annotated as RNA-binding protein MEX3B. Gene Ontology annotation, molecular function: RNA binding. Bases 1110 to 2384 code for a protein of 424 amino acids. NCBI's taxonomy places the organism in Eukaryota, Metazoa, Arthropoda, Insecta, Hymenoptera, Formicidae. The transcript is spliced from 2 exons. The record is from RefSeq and is a predicted model, not a curated record.